UCGGGCUCGGCGUAAGCUUUGACCCACCUCAUGCGGACUGACCAAUGAGGAGAGGGUCUUAACUUGAGGCCCUCUCUUCAUUGGUCAGUCCGCAUGAGACUGACUCUCAACCGCUCUCAACUCACGUUCAAAGUCAUAGGCAGCUCAGCAUAUCUCUGUGCAGCGCAAAAGCCCGGAUGGACAGUUUGUUAAAUAUAAAGCGGGAGAUUACAGAUACAGUAUUUUGCUCGUGCCCUUGCUGUCCUGGGCUCUUUAGAUGUCGUGGGCCCCUGGGCAAUUGCCCAGUUGCCCGUAUGGUUAAUCCGGGCUUGACUGUAUACAAAAUGGGUGGGAACUGAAAAGGGUGCACUUUUUGAAAAUAAGAACCCCCCUUCUGGCUACGGGCCUGCCUUAUAUGACUCGCAACAAAAUAUAAUGGGAUUUGUGCCUCUAAUACUUUCAGAAAAGCAACUGAACACCAAAGUAGCCUACACUUUCUUGUAACCUAGUAUUUACAAGGAUGCAAGGAAGUGGUCUACAUAGGGCGGAAAAUCUUUACAAUAAAUGUAAAGACACACCUACUGUAUCGUCAGUCAUCACACUGCGAGGAGGAGGUCCGUAGCAGCCCUUCCUCAACAGCGUUUAGAAGAAGCACGACAAUUUGAAAGAACUAAGGAACAAUGGAGAAAACUGUGAAGGAUCACCUGCAGGAUAUUUUUGAUGAUCUGGGGCAGGAAGGCCAGAAAAAGUUUAAAAGCAAAUUGCUCGACCGGAGGGAAGAACCGCGCGUACGACGAGCAGCAGUCGAAAAACUCGAAGACGCGAUAGAUCUCACCACUUUAAUGGUGAACACUUUCACAGAAACUGGUGCUGUUCCUGUAACAGUCCAAAUUUUAAAGGCUAUUGGCUUUCAUGAACAAGCAAAUGAGCUCACCCAGAACGCGGGACAAUCUCCACUUGUUCCUUCACCAGCCCCAUCAAAUAACCAUCAAUCAUCAACCGCUCCACCUCAUGAGCACUUCAUCGAUAGGCAUCGGAUAGAGCUGAUAAAGCGAGUGAAUAAUGUAAACGCCAUCCUAGACGAACUUCUUCAGAUGAACGUGAUCACAGAUGAGAAUUACAGUGCAAUCUGUGCUGAGAAAACCUCACAAGAGAAGAUGAGAAAGUUAUUAAUGGGCCCGAUUAAAUCUGCUGGAAUUAAAGGGAAAGAUUCUUUAUACAAAGCUCUCAAGGACACUGAGCGUUGCUUGAUAGAAGAUCUGGAGGGUCAGUGAACAAACCUGGCUUUUUUUUACAUUUAAUGCUUUUUUUCAUAUACUUGUUGUCUAAUUAGUACACAGAAGAUACAUAACAAAAACAAGGAACUUCAAAAGAGUCUUUAAACAUUUAAACUUGCCAUCGUUUGAAUGUUGUUUUUGACAAAGUGUCACAAAAUCAGCUGCAUCCAUUAUCUUGAAGAUAAUAAACACUUGUCCAAUAUCUUGAAAAAA
Molecule: messenger RNA, 1469 nt
Organism: Labeo rohita (rohu)
Lineage: Eukaryota; Metazoa; Chordata; Actinopteri; Cypriniformes; Cyprinidae
Product: PYD and CARD domain containing
Exons: 3
Coding region: 660-1253 (197 amino acids)
Biological process (GO): inflammatory response; innate immune response; regulation of apoptotic process
Source: RefSeq, a predicted model, not a curated record